Salpingoeca rosetta is the source of this 1424-nucleotide messenger RNA. RefSeq lists its product as uncharacterized. The transcript has 13 exons. The record is from RefSeq and is a predicted model, not a curated record. The coding region runs from base 1 to 1146 and encodes 381 amino acids. Lineage: Eukaryota; Choanoflagellata; Craspedida; Salpingoecidae.
AUGCCGCUCGCGAGCAGCUCAGCCCCAAACGACGCGUUGGAGGCGCAGGAGAGCGAAGACGACGACGCAAAGAAGAAGAACAAGAAGAAGAACGCGGUGCACUUGGACGGGCAGUCCAAGAACAGGGCGUUAUCCAGCAUCAUCUUCAAAUACUCAGACAACAUGGCCGGCAAAGUCUUCGCCCAUGCGGAUUUUGCGUUUGAGCUGUCAAACAUGCUCAUGAACUUUGGGCUCUGGCACAUGAAGCACGCGUCCUGGCUCGAAGACUUUUCCGCACCAGAGGCUGAGCGGGAGGAUGUUGCCAAGUCCAUCUUCACCUCGCUCAAGACGGCCGCCGGCGUGUUCAAGUACCUGCUGGACAAACACCACGAGGCAUUGGAAUACCGCCCAAACACAGACUUUGACGAGCGCAUGCUGAAGGCAAGAUACGAGCAGUGCUUGGCGGAGGCACAAGAAGGGGUGCUUGAGCGGGCGCGGACGAUGGAGCACCGGCCGGCGCUGAUUGCCGGCAUUGCACACGACGAGUCGCGGCGAUAUGGGCUCGUUGCGGAUGACAUGCGAUCCAUGGAGGGAAACAGGGCCGCCCGACACCUUCACCUCUACUUCCAAUUCAAGGCUUCCUUCUACAAGGCUUACAUGUGGUAUUUCUACGGCAAGCACCUAAUGGACGAGGAGCAGGUUGGCCAGAGCGUUCGCUGCUUUCAGGACGCAAAGCAAGAGCUUGAGGAGAGCAUGCGCCUUGCAGAAGCGUACACGAAGGAGAAGAGUUUCAUGUCUGCCAAGACCUUCCCCACCACCCCGCCCAUCCAACACCCGCUCGUCAACACCCUCGUGAAGCUGAUCAAGGCGGACGAGAGCAAGGCUGAGCGGGAAAACGGACUCAUCUUCCACCAGCUCGUCCCCAAGGCGCCAAUCGAACCCCCAGAGCCAAAGGAGUGCAUUCAGAUGAUUGAGCUGACACUGCCUGAGCCGAGCGACGUGUGGAAGACGCACACCUUCGAGUGGGACCGCAUUCCGCGGCUGGGGCAGGAUGAGAAGGCGGACAAGGCUGCCGGAGACGAUGCAAAGGUCAAGCACACGCCGUUUGACCCCGUCAAGCACAAGGGCUCGAGCGGUGCCCACAACAACGUUUGCACCAUUUCCUGAUCCACACACACACACACACACACACAGUUAUUUUCACCUUCACCCCCUUCCCUCCCCUUCCCUCCCCCCCCCUUUCACACAUGCACGAAAACACACAUGGUAGCCGCCUGAUCGCCACCACCAUUACCAAUACCACCAUUUACGUCGCGCAUGUCUCUCAUUUGCUGCUGCUGUUUGUCUGCUUCUUAUUCUUUGCCCUGCCGCUGUUGGUUCGGCGUGUGCUCUCCUCCUGUGUGUGCGUGUGGCGCGACCCCUGACGAUAAACGGAUCCAACACCA